CGACCUAAGAAAGUUAGGUUGCGUGACAAAAUAUCUUUCCGCAAUGACGUUUGUAAACUAUUGCACCAAUCAAAUUGACAGCUUAUGUCCGCAUAAGCUAAGCAUUAAACACAUUUUUAUCUGAACGGUAUAUAAACCAAACACAAUCCACAGAGUGCACUUUAUCAAAAUUCUUUAUUUUAUUAUAGACAACUUACUUUAAUUUUAAAACACUAUGAAAAAAACACCUGGAACAAAUAAUACAAUUAAUCGACAUUCUUUUAAAGUGCAUCAAAGAUCAGGACACCACUUAGAACUUCUGGAGGCGAUUCAGUCCAAUCAAGGAUCACUACCUGCCAAUGACAUCCAACAACAGAAUACCUCUGACGAACGACCUACUAUCCCGCUAAGCGAAUCUCGUAGUUCUGAUAUGGAGUCCAUUGAAAGACCAAUCCAACCUGAACGCACUGCCGAACCAUUGUCUGAACCUGCAAAUGAAUUUGAUGAAAAUCAAUAUGAUGAUUAUGAUGGUGACGGUGAUGAUGAUGGGCGUCAUAAUGGUGAAGAAGAAUUCGAUGGUGGUAAUGCCUUUGACCAUUUUAACAAUGAUUUUAACAACGGAGGGGAAUCUGAUGAUGAUAGCGAAUCUAAUGAACCUCCCGUUCCUGUUAACGACGUCAACAACGGCUCUAAUGGUAAUGAUGGUGAUGAUGGUAAUGAUGGUAAUGAUGAAUAUCUUGAUUUGAGUGGUGAUGUCAACGACAAUCCAGCACAUCCUUUCGAAAAUGAAUACAUAAUACAUGCCCUUCUUUUCUUCAAGUCUGGUAGCUUUAAGUAUUCAGAAGUCGAAAUCAAAUCAGUUCUUGAUUUUGGUAAAUAUAUGGCUGAAAUUGCAAUCAAAGAGUACAGAGCUCAACUAGCUUUGGAUCCUUCUGAUGUUAUUUAUGAUUUCCGUGGUUAUCCCACUCCCCACCGCGUUUCCAGAUUUCACAAAUCCAAGAAAAGUUAUGAUAACGGCGGACUUCUUGUCGAACCUACUGAACCUGUCACAUCAACUAGCGCAUCUGCCUCUGCUCCUGCUCCUGCCUCUGCUCCUGCCUCUGCUCCUGCUCCUGCCUCUACCUCUGCUCCUGCCACUACCUCUGCUUCUGCCACUAAUCCUGCUGCAACGAAUACAACUGCUUCUGCACCCGAUGUUCCUGUUGUUGUCGCAUUAAAGCCUGACUUGUUUCUCAAUGAUGUAUCUGAACACUUGCGACUUCUCGUAGGUAAUCCCUGUAUGUCUGGUUUCCUGUCAGAUCUUCCUGAUCGAACACCUAACCAACGAAUCAAGCUAAGUCAAGGUGAAAAGUGGAAUUGUGAUAGAUUGUUUGAGCAUCCCAUGAUAAUUACUGUCUCUUUGCUGUCUGAGAGCAAUAUUCCUCUUCUUGUGAACGUUGAUUUGUAUCCAAUUAAAUCCGAUAAUAAUCUUGAAAUAUGCUGUUUAUACCACAUCCUUCUCCACUGUCCCAUAACCGACCUUGACAUCAAUAAUGUCUUUCGUGCCGAACAUGAAUCCUUCGAUGCAUUUACCAGCUUACAACAAAUAAAUGGUGACGAUUAUCUUUGUUCUAGAGAUGUUGUUGCUAAUACUCGAUUGAUUCGCGCUCAUCAUGACAUGAUUGAUACUGGUAAUAAGUACAAACGUCCACUGCCCAUUAGAUCACGUAUAAGAAGCAUAAAUCCCAAUUCGCCAAACUACCAGGUCGUUAGAGUAAUUCCGUACAACCUUUUCUCUGAUGAUACCAAUGCUAAUUCUACAUCAAAAUGGAAUUGUUUCGAUUCGUGUGUUGCCAAUCAUUAUUUGAAUCAAUUUUUUAUAUGUGAAUCAAAUCGUCAUACUGCUAUGGAACAGUUGUCUUCCCCUGUCCCCGAUUUGAAGAAGCUGGAAACUGGUCUGCCGAUGUUUGAUGCUAUUCUCAAGGAAGAAGUCUUUGUUGUUGCUCCUCUUUUUGUUUCUUGUUUGAAAGCUUCAACAGCUACUUAUCCGUGUAGAAAAUGCUUCUGGUGUCGACAUGCUGAUGCUUUUGAUCCUAAUAGAACUACCACGGCCGAAGAACACAUGUCAGUUCCAAAAGAAAAAAGCGAUGACUCGGAUAGUACUGAUUUCUCGAUACGUGUUCGUAACAGACAGGUCAAACUACUUCUGAAGAGAUCUAUGGUCUUUCUGGUGAACAAUCUAAUGGUGCUACGAUUCCAUACGCCAAAAACUGGUGGUCCAUUGUGUAUGUCGUAUUUGGGGGAAGUUGUUCAAUAUAAAAAGGAUCAAUUAUUUCAUCGCAGCAGAGUUCUUUUAUAUUCUGCUAAUCGGGAAUUCGGCAGUACUGAAUAUAUUGCUGGAAAGAAGAUUGCUUUGAACAUGACGGCUAUUCUCGAUGUUGACUUGGAUUCUCUUGGGGCUAUUGUUGAGGUGUAUGAACUUGUUUCCAUGCCAGCUUUCGUGAUUCACGAUGACAGUAGCCUCAUUUCUGUCUAUCAAGCUGACGAAAGUGAUAAUCUCCUCACUAAGAAAACUGGAGAAAUCUUGGACUUGCUGAAGUAUAAACUGACUGUGGUGGAAUUACUUGACAUGUCUCAGGAAACUGAGAUUGAUACUGUCAAGUAUUCUCUUAUCAACAGGUGCAAGUUCGGUACUUUCUGGUGGCUCCAUAACACCAAUCGUUAUUUCAAAAUUUUUAGAAAAUGAAAGAAACUAAUCAUUUUGUUUUUUUUUUUUACAUGUCAUUUUUUCAAAAAAAAAAAAAAAAAGUCUCUUCCAUUUUGUUAUCCAAUAAAAAUGCUUAGC
Mucor mucedo is the source of this 2803-nucleotide messenger RNA. RefSeq lists its product as uncharacterized. The record is from RefSeq and is a predicted model, not a curated record. NCBI's taxonomy places the organism in Eukaryota, Fungi, Mucoromycota, Mucoromycetes, Mucorales, Mucoraceae. The coding region runs from base 215 to 2704 and encodes 829 amino acids. The transcript has 15 exons.